Globicephala melas (long-finned pilot whale) is the source of this 8055-nucleotide messenger RNA. The record is from RefSeq and is a predicted model, not a curated record. NCBI's taxonomy places the organism in Eukaryota, Metazoa, Chordata, Mammalia, Artiodactyla, Delphinidae.
UUGGAAAACCGGAAAGUUAAAGAACUCACUAAAGAAGAGCUCAAGAAGGAAAAAGAGAAGCUUGAGUCAAGGAGGGAAAGUAAGCAUGAAGAGAGGAAAAGGGGCAAGAAAGAAAAGGAGGAUGACCGGAAGGAGAAGAAAAUUGCGGAUUCAGUUGUCUCCAGGAAAGAGUCUCCUAGGGUUAAAAAGGACAAAGACAAGGAGAAAGCGGGACUAGGUAAAGGUACUAAAGCCAAGGAAAAUAGGAAAAAAUCAACGAAUAUCAAGGAUUCUUCUGGUAAAGUGGCACCCAAAGACAAAGAUGAUAGAAAAGCAGGGAGAAGUUCUGCCAAACAGGCACACUUAGCAAAGGGGAGCAACGAGAAGAGAAAGAACUGAAGCUGCAGCAGCAUCCCAGGAAGUGGUAACAUUCUUCAUCGUGAUUUGCUGCUGAAGGGCAUAGAAAACUUGGUAUUGCUCUGGUUGGGGAAGAUGUGUCAUUUAGCCAUUGACUAUAUUUAUUGGUGCUCAACCAAGUAAAUUCUUUGAAAUUGAGGUACCCGUCUCAUGCUUCGAAAUUUAAAAGAUGAAGCUUUAAAACAAUAUGUAAUAAAAAUAUGAUGUAAUAACGUCUGUUUUUAUUAACUUAUUGAUCGUGUAUCAGGUAAAUGUAUAUGUGUAAUAUGAAUUGUAAUGAUUUAUUAAUACAGAGUAUUUUCACUGGAGUUCAGCAAGAAUAUGAAAAUUUUAAAUAGUAUUUAUAUGCAACGUGAUUUGUAAGUUUCAGGAAUGAUAAAUACUCAGGUAGGUAGGAGUAACGUUACCACCUUCUCUGUUAGCUGUUGUCUUUCUUCCCUCCUUCGCCUUCCUGCUUUCCUGCUUCCCAUUCUUCUUCAACUACCCUUUUCCUUCUCCACUUCCUUUCUCCAUCCCCUUUUCCUUCCCCCAGCUCUUCCCAGGGCAUCCCCUCGGGCUCUUGUGAGGUUGCCUGUGAGUCUCCGUCCCCAGGCCCAGCCAGCACCAUCCCCCUCCCCCCGCCCCCCCUCAGGGGGCUGCUCCUUCCUCAGGCUCUUCCCCAUUCAACUCCUUUUCAUCUCUCCUCCUGGUCUUUUACCACCUGCUUUACCUCCUUUUUCACCCCCCUGUGCUGCCUCACUCCUCACCCUGCCUCACCCGCUCCAACCAUCCCUCCCCCACCUUCUCCUGUUGCCCAGUACUUAGUGUUCACUGUGUUCUGAGAAUUCUAGAAACAGUCCUGGAUAAAAGAGAAUUUUAUGUAGAAGAACAAUUUUAGAAUGCUUAUUUAUGACAUCUUUACAGACUCAGAAUAGUUAUAGAAAGGCUUUAAUUGUUUCAAAUUAGGAUAUACUUUCAUUUUAUAUCACAAUUUUUCAGUUAUAUUGGUGGAAUGGCAUAUAUUUUUCAUAUUUGAUUGUAUUGUACUUGUUUACCGUUGCUAAGGAGUUGCAAAUUUGAGAUCAAAAUUGAGUUCAGAAAACAUUUAAUAAAAUGAAAUUUCUAUAAGAAAUAUAUUUCUACAAAUGGUCUGUGCUGUUCUACAUGAAGUCUUAAUUCUGUAACCGUGACUGCUGGUGAAAUUCAGUUACUGAAUUUGAGAAGAAUAACCUGAUUUGUUGUAACUGCAUCGUAAGUGCUGCCACAAAAUUUUUUUUUUAUUUUUAAAAUAAUUCUUCACCUUUUUCUUUGAAGAGCCUUUAAAAACAGAGAUUUUGGCCUAAUUAAAGAUAUUUGAAAUGAGAAGUGAGUGAGUGUUAAGUGCAAAUUUUCUAAAAGUAUUUGUGUUUUUUGGUUUUUUAAUAUGCUGGCACCUUUUACUGCUUAAAAUCAAGCACCUGUACAUUUAGUUGACAAAAAUUCCAACAGACAUAAUAAAAUUAUCCAGCAAGGGGGCAGGCCUAGAGAAUAUCUAGUCUAAUAUCUCUAAUCCAAUCCUAUCAUUCUGUUGUUUAAAAACUGAGUCCCCAAGAAAUUGUCACAUGGGUUAACUUGGGGCUUCCUAUGUUGAUCAGUCCGGAUUUUAUUAUUUUUAUAGUUUGAUUAUAGGAGCACAGUAAACCACAGUGAAUUUUAUGGCUCAUUUGGUGGCAAAUACAGGGGCACUGGCUUGAGGUGAGUAGAUCCCAAGUACAGACCUGUAAUCAGCUGUUUCCUCCUAGCUCUCUUCUCAGAUCUUGACCCUGCUGAUUUCUACUUGACUUUAUCCUAUAUGGAGGUGCUACACUUGAUGAGGAAGGUGGCCCUCCGGGGGCCCCAGACACAUUUUUCUAGCUUAGCCAUCCUUGUAUGAAGAUGCAGUUUUCUGGGCUGGCCCUGGGAGAUUCUGGCUGUCCUGGUUAGGCCUGGAAGCAUCUGUGACCAUUCCUGUAGUUGGGGGACAAACUGGCUCCUGUGCACAAAGCUUUGGGUGUGGGUUGAGGGAUUCCCUCUCAAACCACAUGAAAUGCUUCCUGCAGGAAGGAGUUUCUGGGAGAAGAAGAGGGAGACUCUGAGAACUGGAUAGAACGAGAAGCAAAACUAUAUCCACCGACCACAUAAAAUUACAAUCUUUAAAAAAUAUAUACGGAUGUUAGGUCUUGCUAAGAUAAAUAGAUUGAGUUUUUAAAUUUAUGUAUCAAAUUUUAAGUGUUAAUUUCUGUACAGAUGACUUUUUUUUCCUCCAUUUUAGAGAAGGGCAGCAAAUUAUAAUGACCUUUACUGAGGGCAUUCUGAUAAUUUUUACCUUGGUUUUUGAAGGACAGUCAAUGGCUGUGGGGCAUAAAGUACAUAAAUGCUAAAUUCUAAGAAAUUAGUGAAAAAAAUUUAGACUAACCCUAAUCAGCAUAAGCAUAUAAGCAUUAUCUGUUGCUAUUUAAUAAAGCACCUGGAAAUAUUUUAGUUCUAUCAUUGAGUUUCCCUUUGAAUAACAACUCAAGAAUUGAAUUGAAACUUCUGUCCUAAAAUAUUAAAAAUAUUUCAAGAGCUCUUGAGAACUGGGAAUUGGCUUACUUUCUUUUUUUUCUUUCCUUCCAUUUUCUUCAGUAAAUAAAGGUUUCAACUGAAUUUUAUUGAAAAUUGAGGUGACACUUUACUCAGAUGCAGUUUUUUACUGUUCACCUAAAAAACUUAGUGGAAAUAUGCUUUUGGUCAUGAUUAAUGGGUUAAAAUUAUGCUUGCUUUCGCAGUUUUACUUACUUUUUUAUUCAGUAUGUAGUUAUUUCUAUAUUCUGCUGCUUCAUAUUUUUAUGUAAGGAUAAUUAAAACCAGAAAGGUCACCUUUUUGAAAUGUCAACUAAAAACAGGGACAAAAAUUAUAUAACUUGAAGUAGUUGGGAGUCAGAAAAAGUCCUGAAAAGUGAAAAUUAAAUACUGAGUAUAAAUGUAUUUUGUUAUAUCACUAACAUUACUUAAGCUACACUAAGAGAUGAUGCAUACAAUUCUAAAAAAUGACAUUCUUGGCAUAAUUUUCCUUUGUAUGGUAACAUUUCCCAUGUGAGUAGCAGUCAUCGUAAAGACGGUCAGUUUUACAAAAAUAUUUGAGAGCUUAUCAGUUUUUCCAGGAAUCUAUUAUCCUAUAGUGUUCAGAAUACUUUCUUUGGAAGAACUUUAUAAUCAUUGAUAUUUUUCCUUCAGUUGUGAUGUGUAAUUUCUGUGUUUUCAUUGGUUAAUGGCUUUGUGUGUGAAUUUCAGUUAUUUCUAACAUUGCUUGUAAUCAACUAUUUGCAAUCUUAUUUUUUUCAAGAUUUUCAGUUUUACUUUAUGGAUGAUUUGCAUUGUGCAUAGGCGGUCCCACAGCAUUUCAAAAUGAGGGAGAGACUGGUAAAGAAAUUGACAUAAAUCUGUUAGCAUGAAAGUUUGAAUUAAUCCCGGGGAAUUAAUUCUGCCAGAGAUUGGCUCAUAGAGAGUAUUUUGUAGUGUUAUGGCCUGUGUAGCCAUCCAACUUUGUAACUUCAGAGGUUCUCAUAAUGAUUACUUGGGUAGUAGGGACUCCCUGUAUAUACUUCCAUUAGAAAACAAAGAAAGAUAGCAAACAAGUAUGAUUUUAAAUGUUAACGGUUUGGGAAUUCCCUGGCGGUCCGGUGGUUAGGACUCUGUGCUUCAGUGCAGGGGGCACAGGUUCCAUCCGUGGAUGGGGAAGUGAGGUCCCACAUGCUGCACGGCCAAAGGAAACAAAAUUUUUUUAGUGAUUUAAGUUAACUAUAAAUGUCAUUUUCCAUGAAAUGGGUCUGCUGAUUUAGUCUGUGUCUCCAGACUUUUAUUCCUUUCUCCUGUGUCUUCCACUGUUCCUUCUGUUAAUGCCCAUUGGUAACAAUUCUCCAAAUCGGUUACUCAGUUCACCAUAAAAUGCAUCUUGGAAAUGCUGUUUUUCUCUCCUUUCCCUCGAGGUGAUUGUGCGUGAGUGGCUGGUACGUUGUUAGCACUCGUGCUUCCCUUUCUUUUGUCAGAAUAAUGGUAAUAAUUCUACCAAGUUGUUUCAGUCAGUUGUUAAAAGUUUGGAAGCACUGUGGCUAUGAUUCCCAUUCCUUUUAUCAACGGAUUGUGAGACAAAUAGUUAAGUUCUUUAUUCUUUGUAACUAACGUAUCAUUGUAAAAUGGGUGUACUGGGUCCUACUUUGUUUUACUGAGAUCAUUGAACGGGCAAAUAAAAGUAAUUCUAAAUGUGACAUAUGUAUAAAACUGCAAGAAUGCUUAGUUAUUAAAGGAUACUGCUACAACAUGGAAGCACAAGAUGUGAAAUGUAAAGCCUAGAGAAAAGUUAUGAAGAAGUAAAGUGUAGUCUUAAGUAUAUGGUAUAAUUGAGAAAUUUCAUACCCAGUCUAAGUGUGAAAAACUUAUUUAUAAGUUUGCUUUGUACCCACAACACGUUUUUCCGUAGAAGCGAUUUUAUGGUCUUCAGAGGUUUUUCCAUCCAGUCCACAAAAACCUAUUCAAUUCCUAAUUUCCAGUUCUGCAAGUCUCGGUGUAACUACGUUUCUAUGGAAAAAGCAUUCAUCAUUCUUCCUCAGGAUAUUAGGAACAUGUUUAGAUUUACUUCUAAGUAUUUUCCAGAAUUCUUUUGGUUACAUGUGUGAAUCCAUUCCACUUAGCUUACGUGGACCAAAAACAUUGAUUGGCUCACAUGACCGUAAAGCCCAGGGGUAGUUGUGCUUUUUGUCUUUUGGUUAUGCUAGCUCUGGGUGCUCAGACAGUGGUCUGGACCUCUCUCUCCAUCUUUGGGCUCUCUCAGGAGGUGGCCUUCCUUCUCAGGCAGCCUGGAGUCCCCCGUGUUCAUAUUUAUUCCUAAUUCUUACAGAAUGGGGGAUGGGGUAACCAAGCUGUGACUGCAAGACCAAGGGCAUGCGAGUGCCACCCUUAAAACUGGGAUGAUGGAGAACCAGUCCCUCAACGAAAUCAGUGCUCUUUUACCGGGAGAAGGGGGGCUGGGUGCGGGGCAGGCCACACGGUGAAUAUUUAUAUCCUGUAUUUCAUCUGCACCAAAGGCAGGCACUUCUGGAACUGUUUUCCCCUUCUCUCCUCCUCACCCGAUGCCUCCUGCUGCCGCCCAGAUAUGAAGGGUUGAACGGGAUGAGCCUGAAUGGGUAGCUCAGAGUUAGAGCCCUGGGAAUAGAGAGAACUCAUCCCAACCCUUGGACAACAAUAACUUUAGGCAGUUAGAGGAAUGUAAGAGAAUAUGCCAUUUGAUAAAUACUGCCAUUUAGUUAUCAGGUGAGUUAGGUUUAUUUUGUUAAACUCUUUACAUUUUCCCCUGGUUCUGUCUAAAGAGAAAGUGUUCGUUCUUAGGAAACUGAAGGGUGAGUAUUAUAUAGCAGACCCAGAAGGCUUAUUCUCAUGCAAAUCUUGUUCGGGGUACUUGGAAAAAAUCCUCAGUAACAAUCUUUAGUGUCAGGGCCUACCUUCUCCAUUUGCCUGAGGAUAAAACCACAUGAACUAGAUGUUUAUUACUGGUUUGGGAUGUCAUUUUUACGUAGAAAUCAAUUUCUGCAAAAGCUUCCAUUUUCUAAGCCCUACAGAGCAGAAAAUCAUCUAUUUUUCUUUGUUCUCAUUUCAUACCUCAUUUGAUUUCACUUCAUGUAUGUAUUUAUCACUGUUUAUUAGCAUCUCUACAUCGUAGAGGUCUGUCACUUCUUCCUUGCCUCAAAUAUUUCUUCUCUAAGAUUAGAAGAAGGCAUAUACUUAAAGUUUCUGUGUUGUUUUUGAUAAUGAAAUAAAGACCCACAUGCUGUGUCAUCUCUAUUUCCCAUUUAUUGGUUCGUUGAAGAAAUAUUCAGAGUGUCUGCAGUGUAUUGGGGGCUGUUCUAGGCCCUGCAGAUACAGUCUCUACAAUGAAAUGCUCUGAGAUAAACAGGAGAUGGAGAAAAAAUAAACUGGACUAUUGUCUGUCCUGCCCACUUCCCCUCUGCGUACAACACGCUCCCACUGUGGUGGGCUGCCUUCUGCCUCUCUUGCAGUAUCCAGCUAAGUCAUCACAUCUGUCCUCACGUUCUCUGAUCCUCCCAGGUGGUUGGAUUGUGUGCCUUGCAAUUAUCAUGCUCUUCACUUUGCUUCUUUCUGGGACUUUGUUAUUAGACUAUGAUUUAUGUCCAGUACCUAUCAUAGUAACUGACAUUAACAGGCAUUCAAUGGAUAUUUAUUGAAUGGUUAACAUACGAAGUAGAUAAUUAAAAUAUAUUUCAGGUCUGUAUACACUGUUAGUAAUAUUAGAAAGGUGAAAAAUGUUUAAAAAAAUUUUGUUAAGGAAAAACCCGGAAGCUUUUUCAUUAAUUGUUUUAACCACCUUGUAAGUUGCCUUAAGCUUUGUUCAUGUUGUUGUGAGUAUGUGUGCAAGGCAGGCGGGAGGGAGAGGUAGAUUUGUUUCUUUAGAAGAAAUAAAGGAAAACAUUAACUGAUGGGGAAGAUGUGUAUUUUCUGGGUUUAAAUUACCUCAUUUAAUUCUUAAAAGCCUUCUAAUGAGUUACUAUUUUAUCCGCUUUCCAUACUUGUGGAGACCAAAGUUGUAGCAGUGGUAAUGUGUUCAAGAUGGGAUUCAAAUGGAUUCAAAGGCAGCGCUCUUGGCUGCUGUUCCUAAGCUCCUACACAUGGUCUCCUGUUGUGAGAUGUUAAACCGAGUCCACUCCAACCCCAUCUUUGUGGAGUCCCUCCAUUGGUCCUGAAACCAGGCUCUUAGGAAUCUUUCUGGCAGUGUUUAAUUCUUUUGAGAUUUAUGUCAUCCUCUUCCUGAAGCCUGUCUGUCCACCUUGGGUCACGUGAAAAUGAUUUGAAUCUGGAAUGGCUCUUACCGUGUGUCAGGGAAGCUCUUAUAGUUCCUGGCAGUAGGGCUGCUCUUGGGAUACCUGCCAGGAUUGUACCUGCUGAUUAUACAAGCCAAGAACAACAGCAAGGAUUAGCAUGGCCAGUUAGUACGGGUGCCUUUGUGGUUUAUUGAUUUCCCAGAAUGGGAAGAAAAUCCACUUAUUCUUUCCCAUUAUGGUCAGGUGUAGUUGGGUAGUAGUGAAUGAAGUAAGCUGAUACUAGGCUACAGUAAUUGUAUCAGGUAAUUAAAUUUGCUAUGAAUGGUUGAUUUUAAGUGCUCACUUCAUUUACUUUUUAUAACUUACUCCAUUUUUUAAUUACAAUUGGAAGAAAAUUUAUACAUUUAUUAAAUGUAAACAUUUAAAAAAAAUUUUCCUAAUUUGUCUCAUGUGCUCAAAGAGCUGAAAACAAGGUGUGUUUUAAGGGAACUAGUUGGUUUUCCAAAUCAUGCAGGAGCUGUCGUGGUUGACGUGCAACGUUCGUUCAACCCUAGAUAAUUACUGUCAAACAGUUGUGGUCAUCCUGCUGCUCUUGCCAGUUUAGGAAUGGAAGUGGGUUCUGGUUCUGACUGUUAAAACUGAAAGGGAAGAAUGGUGAGAAGUUCCAGGAAGGAUUUCCUCAAGCCUAAGAGAAGCAGAACAAGAGGUGGUCCUUUGCUUCUGGACAUCAUCUUGUCUGAAAGAGGAGCUUGCAGCUGGGAGAGCCCGGAUUGCCACCCUGAAGAUGAAGCCAGGGCUGAGAGCCAGCCCACCUGCUGUUAAGUAAUAAACUUCCUUCUUGCUCAAGCCA